Messenger RNA from Aaosphaeria arxii CBS 175.79, 1941 nucleotides. RefSeq lists its product as uncharacterized. The record is from RefSeq and is a predicted model, not a curated record. NCBI's taxonomy places the organism in Eukaryota, Fungi, Ascomycota, Dothideomycetes, Pleosporales. Bases 1 to 1941 code for a protein of 646 amino acids. The transcript has 2 exons. Gene Ontology annotation, molecular function: DNA-binding transcription factor activity. Gene Ontology annotation, biological process: regulation of DNA-templated transcription.
AUGGAUUUCCAUCGUCCUUCGUCGACAUUGAGCUCUGUGGACAGAAAACCAUCCUCUGCUUUCUCCUUCGACGACGGCACUGCAUUGGAUGCUAACAUCUUGGACACCCCCACCAUGAUGUCCCCUACAACAAGCACCCAGGGAAUCUUCUCCCCUGAUACUUCUCUAUGGGACGACGCUACCUUUGGUCAAUUCGUUGAUCGGACAGCCACCAGCUCUGUCGUGAAUCACAAUGGGAACAAUCCGUUCUUCACUGAGCAGAGCAACAACCCCUUCGCCCGCCUGCCUGCCAACCAAGCCGCUACAUACGGCCAGCAGUCAUGGACCGUAGAGGACAACUCGGGAUCCAGAACCCCUACUGCAACGAAGCCCAUGAACCCAUUUGGUCCUGGAAACUUCGACUCUUCAGCCUCCACAUUCGUUCCUCAGCCCUCCCAGCUGCCAUAUCAUGGUCUACCGAUGCAGGCCAACGUAAGACCAAGCUCUGUCUUUCCCCCGAAUGUUCCGGAACGACCGUUGUCUCCCCACACCAACUCCGAGUGGAUGGCAUUCAACCAGCAAGAGAUGGAUGCUCGCCCUGGUCCCAAACGCAUGAGACCCAGCUCUCCCCCGAGAUCUUUCUCCCCUCGUCGUGACGGAGGUAUCAGGAAGAAGAACGCCAGGUUCGACAUCCCUGCCGAACGGAACUUGAUGAACAUCGACCAGCUCAUCGCCAACUGCUCCAACGAGGACGAUAUGAAGGAACUCAAGCAACAGAAACGACUGCUCCGCAACAGACAGGCCGCGCUUGACUCUCGUCAGCGUAAGAAGAAGCACACCGAAGAGCUUGAAGAAGAGAAGAAGACUUGGACCGACAAGCUCUGCCAGCUCCAGGAAGACUUCCAACGUCUUGAGCUUGAGUACAACUCCAUCGUUCAGGAGAAGGAGGCUUGGUACCAUGAACGUCACGAGAUGAGCCAAAUGAUGAACCAGCUUCAGUUCGAUAAAGAAGAGCUCGUCCGUUCUCACACCCUCGAGUCUGGUGAGCUGCGAAAGAAGAUCUCCGUCUUGACUGAGAGACUCGAAUGCUCCAGCACCGCCAUGUCCGUCGCGCCCAGCUCUGCCUUCACUGACUUCGGCAUGGACAACCUCAACAUGGGCAACAACGACUGGGAUAACUACAUCUUCGUCGACGAUUGCUUCGAUCCUGACCAGAACAACGCAGCACAGCAGCCGCAGGAACAGGCCCUCGUUGUCGCUCCACGAACCAAGGAUGCCGACGAGAAGUCCGGCGCUUCCGGCCUGUUGCUUAUGCUGUUGCUCUGUGGCGCAUUUGUUGCAAGCAAGUCCACUGGCUCCACUGCCCCACCCAUCCCCCGUAUGCCUGAUGAAGUUCGUGCCGCCUCAGCCACUGUUCUCGACAGUAUUUUCAAAGAUGCUGGUGUCGCUCCGACUCUCGCCGAACACGGUGUCGUCGCUAGCCAUGUCUCGGGCGUCGAGCCUGCUCCCUCUGGCAUCAACUGGAUGAAGUCUACGCUUUCUGGCUCCGAGUUGGCAGGAAUUUCUGGUUCUACCUUGGAUCAACUGCAUGCUCAGCUCUCUGGCCCGACAAAGGACCAGGAGAACGAGCAGCUGUUCUCGCUCACUCCCGCCCAGUACAACAGUGUCAACUCGAUGGACUUUUCGCGUACACGAUACAGCAUUGCCAGCGAUGACUUCAGUGACCCCCUGUCUCCCGGUUCCCAACCUUCCCACCGUCGCAACCUCGCUGAAACCUUGGCUGCCAUGCGUGAGCAGAGUAAGGGAUCAAGUGCCGCCGACAUCUACACUCGAAGCCUUCUCUGGGACAAGAUCGCACCUGAGGUUGUUCACGAGUUCAAGCGCAUUGUUGAGGAGAGCGCUGCUUCUUCUCGCCCCGGCACCUCGGACGGCAAUGUUGCCAAAGCUGAAAGUGUUGGCUAA